This is a messenger RNA of Aspergillus ochraceoroseus IBT 24754, 974 nucleotides long. RefSeq names its product F-actin-capping protein subunit beta (gene cap2). The record is from RefSeq and is a predicted model, not a curated record. Gene Ontology annotation, biological process: barbed-end actin filament capping; cell morphogenesis; actin cytoskeleton organization. The coding region runs from base 1 to 801 and encodes 266 amino acids. Gene Ontology annotation, cellular component: actin cortical patch; cytoplasm; F-actin capping protein complex. Lineage: Eukaryota; Fungi; Ascomycota; Eurotiomycetes; Eurotiales; Aspergillaceae. The transcript has 5 exons. Gene Ontology annotation, molecular function: actin filament binding.
AUGGCGGACGCUCAAUUCGACAGUGCGCUCGACCUUCUCCGGCGUCUCAACCCCCGCGAUACCAAGCAGAACCUGCAAGCUAUUACAUGCAUAGUGCCAGACCUGACCGAGGACCUCCUAUCCUCCGUUGACCAGCCUCUCGAAAUCCGUCGAUGCGCCAGGACCAACCGUGACUACCUGCUCUGUGAUUAUAACCGCGAUGGUGACAGCUACAGGUCCCCCUGGAGCAACGAGUUCGAUCCUCCACUUGAUGAUGGCACCGUGCCCAGUGAACGAGUGAGAAAGCUGGAGGUUGCCGCCAACGACGCUUUUGACGUUUACAGAGAGCUUUACUACGAAGGCGGAGUCGGCAGUGUCUACUUUUGGGAUCUGGACGAUGGCUUUGCUGGUGUGAUUCUCUUGAAGAAUGGGGUAACGCCUGGUGCAAAGAACUCAGGGGAAUGGGAUAGCAUCCAUGUUUUUGAAGCCACUGACCGCGCACGCAUGUCUCACUACAAGCUUACCAGCACGGUGAUCCUUCACUUGUCUAACGAGUCGGAGGCACUUGGGGAAAUGGAUCUCAGCGGCAACAUGACCCGACAGGUCGAGGUGGAUUUGCCGGUUGAGUCGGACGCAAGCCACGUCGCGAAUGUUGGCCGGUUGGUUGAGGAUAUGGAGUUAAAGAUGAGGAACUUGCUGCAGGAGGUCUACUUCGGCAAGGCUAAAGAUGUCGUGGGCGAGCUCAGGAGCCUUGCAUCACUGUCGGAGACGAACCGGGACAGGGCUACUCAGCAAGAGAUGAUUCGGUCUCUACAGCGGUAGCCGUAUAGCUUUUCUUUGCAGUUAUAGCGAUAUGUCGAUCUAUGUCUAUAUUUCUUACAGGUUUUCUCUUUUUGUGGAUCAGGCUCAGGUGCUUGUAUGUAAAUGGACUGUCCUGUCUACAAAGAUGAUUGUCUUCAGCGUGCUUCGCUUUACGUUUCUAGACACUCAGCAGG